CCUCUCCGAGUCGAGAAGAAGGCCGCCGUCCACAUCCAGGAGUACACCCUCAGCAAGAGGCAGCAGGCCAUCGCCGACGCCGUGCUCGAGCUUCCGUUUUCCAUAUCUCGCGACCGCGAGUCCUUCGGCCUCCCGCCAGAGGACCCUGACAUGAGGAAACUGUGGACGAGGAACCUCCAGCAGAGGCUUGGCCGAGUUGCCGAUCAGAUCAACGGCGCGCAGUCCGCCAAGGCUGAUGCCAGCAAACUGUUAACGGAGGCCUCGGUGAUCAAGUGCAUGCUCGCGAUGGCCGCGGAUCCACACGCCGACGCCAACACCCAGCGCAUCGCCGACUUGAAGCGCCUCAUCACGGACGUCAAGCUCGAGAUUGCCGCCGAAGCCGACACUGAUUGUGAAGCUGACUCCGAGGACGACAAAAAGCAGUACAACAAUAAAAGAGCCAACGCCCCAUUUCGCCGUCGCACCAGUCGAGAGCCCCCAUCCCCGCGCUCGAGCAGGCUGGCCCCGCCAUCAAGCAGCAUCGCAGAGCAGCUCAGGAAGAAGGACGAGGAAGCGUGCCGAGAAGGGAGGAGCCACGUCAAAAUCGCCAAUGCCAAGCUCCGCAAGAAGACAGAAGAGUACGAGGAGGAGGUGGAAGCCAUGCGCCAGUGCUUCGCUGAGAUGAGGAUGCAAAGCCGAGACAGGCUCGUGCGCCGCGAGCAAGCGCUCUCCAAGACGGCUCUGAACGCCACGGAGCAAGCAACAGCAAGGAACAACGAGGUACUCCGCCGCCAAGAAGCACAGCAAGAGCGCGCGUUCCAGCAGCGGGAUGAGCCCGUCCAUCAGAUCUACGCCGAGAAGAUGGAGCAGGAAGCGCAGAGGAUGGAGAACCACGAGCGCGCGAUGAGAUACGACCUCGAGCGUCAGAAGCUCACCUACGAGCAGAAGCGCACAGCGGAAACGGCCACCCAGAGACGCAACGGAAAAACCGACAUCGCCGAGCAGAUCGCGGAGGCCCACGCGGACCUAAAGCGAGAGGAGAUCCACCAAGAGCAUGCGAUUCAGAAGCAGACGGCCAUCGCCGCCACGAAGCUCUUGGACGAGCACUCCGCGGUCCAGAGGGAGCGCGAGGUGGUCUACCAGCAGGCGGAGCCCCAGCUCGAGGCGCAGCGCCAUAGCCAGAACAAGUGCGACCAGCUCGAAGCCAAGGAACUAGAGCACCAACGGGUUACCCUACAGCACCAGCUCUUCUUCAACGAGGCCCAGGCUCUCCAGCAACAGCUGCAGCACAAGACCGAGUGCGACCAACACCAACGCGAGCAGUUUCUGGAGAGAUACGGCCAGCACGAGGCGGAGAUGCACCAGCAGCAGCAGUUCGCCAACACCGAGCUACAAGAAGAGCAUCGAAUACACCAGUCACUUCUCGGGAAGACCCUGCGGGAGCAGCUCGACAACAUCGCGCCCAAGAUCGACACAUACAUGCGCGACAGCGUUGCCAACGCACUCAUCACGGAAAACGAGAAGCAGAAGAUGCAAGCCCAAGCCGACGAUGAGGAGGCCCACCAGCGGGACAACAUCCGCUCCGCUCUCCACGCCAUCGCCUCGUCGCACGAGUUCGACUACGACGUGACCCGUGAAUCGUACUACUCCGAACUCGACCAGAUGGCAACCCCGAAGAUGGCA
Molecule: messenger RNA, 1662 nt
Organism: Prorocentrum cordatum
Lineage: Eukaryota; Dinophyceae; Prorocentrales; Prorocentraceae
Source: the annotation of a GenBank genome assembly